GUGACUAGCACUGCCGAGGCGUGGUCACAGAUUAAGCUCCACCCCGGGUUGUUGAACCCCUAAGUAGAACUGAUGGGCGGGAUUAAGGUGGAACCGACGACCAAACACAAACUCUUGAGCUAAGGCACGGCCAAUUGGGCCGGGGUAGAGAGGAGGGGUGUUGCGGAGAAUUUUAACCAAUAAAGAGUAGAGACCGGUGGAGACUGUAGACCCUCUUCCAAUAAGAAGCGGGAAGGGCGUGCCUUGCCACUUUCACUAGGGCGAAGGCAGGGUUUGCCGAAACCUCCCGAAGCCGGCCAAUGAGAUCGGAGGCGGAGCCAAGCUCAGCCAACCAGAAAGCCGAAUUGAUCUCAGCACCGUUACUGGGGCAGUGCCUACGGUCUUCAAGCCACUAAGCUCUCGUGAGGGGAGGCCCCGGAGCCUUCCAAUGAGGGACUGGGGCUAACUCUAGUUCUUCCAAUCGGUGCGCGGCGCUGGCAAUUCAAACUGAUACCGGGUUGGAGAGGCAGGAAAAGCGGAAGAGGGAGCGAAAACCAACGUGUUCGGUGACAGACCCCAGCGCCGACUGAGCCUCUAAAGCGACUUCAGCUCUGCCCCACCAACACCACCGCGCGCCCGGGAACAGCCGCUCCGGGAAAAGACCUGAGGGGACUGCGGGGGGCACGAGGGACAGCUGAGGGAAGGGAGGACGCGAGAGAAACAGCGCGAGCACGCUGAGGGCCGGGGGUUGCCAGGAGAGGGGCCCGCGGACCCGCAGAGCGGAGGAAGGUCCGGGAGAAAAGGGGCGGGACGGAGGAGAAUCCGGGAUCGCCUGGCAGAAAAAGAGAAGGGAGUUUCUGAAUCCUGGGAAGAGGAGGCGUGGGUAGGGACGCUUAGCCCGAGAUCCGACAGCAGGGAACGGGAGCGCUCCGGGGGAGGGGCUUAAUGCUGGGGAAGGGAUGUCUUAAAAGAGGAGAAGCUUUAAAUUAGACGAUCGGAGAAGGCUGAGGGAAUUGCUGUGAAGGGGCGGGAGCUGAAUUGUGGAGGACUCCUUUAGACAGCAGAAAGGGAAAGCCGUUGAGAAGUUCCCUUCAAACUCCACCUGCCUCCUCUCCAAUUCAAACUCCACUCCCUUCUCCAAAAGUUAAAAGGAAAGCCAAGUUUGCCACGCUCCCCUGUUCCUACUCAAUAAAUACUUCUUCUACUCCGCCACCGGGAAAACAGAAAAAAAAAACUAAUUUCCUUCCCAAUAUUAGGACUUAGAAAAGCUCUAGGUCCCGCAAUUUGAAUUUUAGCCUAGGGGAAUCAAAAUAGUAGGAGCAUUACUCUCGUUUCCUUUUUCAAAAUCCCACACCUCAUCCUUCCUGCGACGCCAUGUCUACCAACAUUUGUAGUUUCAAGGACAGGUGCGUGUCCAUCCUGUGUUGCAAAUUCUGUAAACAAGUGCUCAGCUCUAGGGGAAUGAAGGCUGUUUUGCUGGCUGAUACUGAAAUAGACCUUUUCUCUACAGACAUCCCUCCUACCAACGCAGUGGACUUCACUGGAAGAUGCUAUUUCACCAAAAUCUGCAAAUGUAAACUGAAGGACAUCGCAUGUUUAAAAUGUGGGAACAUUGUAGGUUAUCAUGUGAUUGUUCCAUGUAGUUCCUGUCUUCUUUCCUGCAACAACGGACACUUCUGGAUGUUUCACAGCCAGGCAGUUUAUGAUAUUAACAGACUAGACUCCACAGGUGUAAACGUCCUACUUUGGGGCAACUUGCCAGAGAUAGAAGAGAGUACAGAUGAAGAUGUGUUAAAUAUCUCAGCAGAGGAGUGUAUUAGAUAAAUGGAAUUAUGAUAUAUAUGAUAUACAAACUUUUUUCUAUUUAAAAAUAUAUUAAUGGAUCAACUUUAAAAUUGUUAGUUGCCAGUGAUCUUUUUUGGAAAACAAAAAUGGGGCAUUUGUUGAUUUAUUUAUUUUCUGUCUCUAAUUAGUUACCUCAGUUUGAUUGAAGCCAGUGGAGUUGUGCUUUUCCUCUACUUCUACUUCCUCUCCCCCACCUUUUUCUGCCCAGUGUAGGUGUAUUCUUAAAUUCAGACAGGGGAAGAUUCUUUCACAUAUCACUCAGUUACCUCCCAAUCUGGGGGAGUUUUUCUUACAACUUGAUACCAGAUACCAUUAAUUUUACAUUCCUGAAUAAAGGCCUAGUACCCACGCAUAUUUCAACCAUGCAUAUAUCAAGCUCAACCGAGUUUUAAUAGGGGAUUAUAAAAACAAGCUGUUAGGUUUCCAUGGGCACUGGUUCUCAUAGGUUCUAUUGGUGAUAACUGCUUUAACAUGGAGCAAGAGUUUGUGAAUCAGGAAAUAGAAUAAAUUAAAAUUUAAAAUAUAUGGAGGAAUCCUCUUGAUUGCUCAGCAUGAUGUUAGAUAAAUGAGUUUGUCAGAAAAUAUCAGUAUACACUGUUUACCAAUGUUAUUUAUUUACAUUCUUCUAAAGCCAUUAUGGAUAUUGUAUUAUGAGGGCUAAACCUAAAUAAGUUAUCCUGUUCCCUAGGACUUUCUCUGUAAAUAGUGAAUUUUAGACAAGUAGUCUGUCCUAAAUCUUAAAUAGAAAAAAAACUAAAGCGAUUUGCUUAAGCCAUUGUACAUUAUAAAGAGCUGUUUUGUUUUGCUUUGCUUUGCUUUGCUUUGUUUUGUUUUUUUAAAGCUGCGCUCAGAGCCACAAAGGAAUAGGAAAGUAGGGUAGUGUUGGAUUCUGGUUUUAUGUAAAGCUAAAAUAAAUGUAUCUCUUUAAUAUCUCAGUUGUAGGGAUUUUGUCAAUACCAAAGCAGACUGAGUUGUGGUUUUGUAAAUAAAGUUUUUUCUAAAAAUGA
Molecule: messenger RNA, 2831 nt
Organism: Gorilla gorilla gorilla (western lowland gorilla)
Lineage: Eukaryota; Metazoa; Chordata; Mammalia; Primates; Hominidae
Gene: RUMY1
Product: family with sequence similarity 72 member A
Exons: 4
Coding region: 1354-1803 (149 amino acids)
Cellular component (GO): cytosol
Source: RefSeq, a predicted model, not a curated record